UGAGAAACUUUUAAAGCUCCUCCACAUAACUUGAUGAACAUUGACCUGUUAAUGCGAUUGUUAUCAGAAAUUAUACUAAAAACUUUGUAUCCUAAUUUACUCAAGAUUUGUAGAGUGAGAUCAUAUAACUGAUCCCCUGUUGAAUCUUUACAAGGAAAUAAGCCUACAACCUCUUUAUAGUUGGAUAACAGAGAGGAUACCAUGAAUGUUUGUAUAGUUGUUGCUAAAUUGCAUGAAUUUUUAUUUGAUUGAACAGCUAAACCUUCGAAUUCUCGACCUUUAUAUAAAUGUUAUUUUGGGCUUGACAUAGAUUUCGUCAAUUCGUUUGUUUAUAGCUCGAAGCCAUAUUUGAGCCCUAUUUAAGUCCUUGUGAAACGAAAAUACUGAUACCUUAGAUAAUCUAUCAUAAUUUCUUCUACAGCCUGGUACAUAGCAUUUAUAAGGCAUGAUUAACUGCACUGCACAUAAUCACCAAAGCAGUACCCACAUGAACUAACGCUUGAAACUGAGUGAGUAGAUGCUAUUUUAGUUCAUAAGGAGCUCAAAAAUUCAAUUGGGGUAGUUUCAAUUGUUAAAUUGAGGUUUCAACGUAUCUAUUUACAGUGGGGAUUACGGGAAUCCCCGGAAUACAGUCCGACUAGUCUUGUGACGUUUACCCAAAGUGGUAGUGUGGCAAGUCCAUCUAGAGUGGCCUUGCAGCAUAUGAAUGGCUCUGAUGGCGUGAUGACAAUUUUCACCUAACACGGUUCUCCCAUUUAUGCUAAUAUGGAGGAUAAUUUAAGUAGUGUUUAUUGUAAUAAGUAUUGUAUCCUAAUUUAGUAGUGGAGGAACAGGGUGUUUAGUUCGGUUCAGAGGUUACAUGCUGUAAUUAUUUUCUAUACAGUAAUGGCAUUAAGGGAGAUUCCCGGGGUACGUCGUGGUGCAACACUUUUCACUUGCAACGAUGGUUUCUAUUACCAGUAUAAUAGCAUCUCAAGGGUGAAAACACAUUACUGUUGCUACUUAAAGACGUGUAGAGCUAGGAUUUGGGUUGAACAUAGAAGUAAAAACAUUACAUAUAAUGAAAAUUUUCCUAGCCAUAAUCACGGCCCAGAUCCUCUGCUAGAAGCUAAGCAUGUGUUACGAGGAGCAAUAUUUCAGCGGGCCGAACGUGAAUCAACACCGCUGAAAAGGAUUUUUGACGAGGAGUGCAAUAAAGUUUCCAAUGAAGUAGCCAAAAGUUUGGCCUUUGGAACAAUCGAGUCAUCCAUGCAGAAAUGUCGAAAAUUAAAUUUUCCGAGAUUGCCAAAUUCUGCCAUAGAUUUUACUAAUAUGUUGAAGGCAGAGGAAUGGGCUAGAUUUUCGGAAACUCUAGAUGGCAAAAAAUUCUUCAUCGACAACAUUUUGGUUGGAGAGUGCAGCAACUUGGUAUUUGUCUCCGACAAUACCAAACAUCUUCUAUCAACGGCUGAGGAACUUUUUUUUGAUGGCACUUUUAAAACAGUGCCUUCAGUUCCAGGUCUUACACAGCUGUUCAUUGUAAAUGCUGUAGCAUUCGACCAUGCUUUUCCAGUGGCGUACGUGUUAAUGGAGAGGAAGUCGUACGCCUGCUACAAAGCUGCCCUACAAUUGGUGAAACAGUUUGCACCAGAUAUAAACCCACGUGUGAUGUCAGAUUUUGAGGCGGGGCUAAUGAGGGCACUGAGGGAAACCUUCCCUCUUUCAGACAUCAGUGGAUGUUGGUGGCACUUUUCUAACUGCAUAUUGAAGAGGGUGAAGAAAUACAGAUUGGUCAUAGCAGCAAAAAAUGAUGAAAACGUAAAAAAAAUUAUCCACAUGUGCAUGUGUCUACCCCUACUUCCAGCGGGGCAGAUAGAGGCUGGAUUGGCCGCUAUCGGUCAACUUGCUAACCAAACUAUAACGGAUGCUGACUACAAACAAAAGCUGAUAAUAAUCACCGAGUACAUAACAGCGCAAUGGAUUGGAAAAGUUGGUGUUGGACACUUGAGUGUUUAUAAUAGUCCAAGGAGGACAAACAACUUUUCUGAAUCGUUCAAUAUGAAGCUGAAGAGAAAGAUGGGCCCCCAUCCAAAUGCGUGGAGUUUUAUUGAAAAACUACAUAAGUUAUUGAAAGAAGCACAGUGAAUGAUUUAGGCAGAUGCCAAAACAAUCGGCGUAUCACCAGGGAAAAGAAAAAACAUUUCUCGCCAGAUGUCGGGAAAUCAGGCAACUCAGCGAGGACAUUGGAGGUGAGAGAAUCACUGUGGAAGAUUUCCUGGAGGCAGCAGCGGCAACCAUUGGAAGAAAAGUUGGGAUGCCGAAUGAUGAAGAGGAUGGAGAAGAAGACGAAGAAGAUGAUUUAGGGCCACCUCUAAUCCCACAACCACCUGUCUAAGCACGAUGUGCGGGCCCCAGCCUAGAGUGCUACCGGCUGGAGAGGGUAGUAUUACAAUUUUAUGGUAUAUAGGACUGCCCGCCACCGGAGUUUGUGGCGCAACAAUUGAGGGAGCUAGAAGCCGAACUAGCAGAGAGAGAGGCUACUGCCCCGCACACUAAUCCACUCCCUCAAUGCUCAUAUUGCCAGACAAAAAAAUAGGGCCACCCAAAUUGUGGUGCCUUGUGGCCACUGGCAGGUUGCGCCGACUUCUGCGGCGGCACAAGCCUAAGCACCCCAACGUAUUUUGAAAUUGUGGGGGAUUGAGCUGGAGGAUGUGCGGCUUCCAAUCAGGUGCCCACAUUGUAUGUGCCUUGUGGGCAGAUUCAUGAGGACUUUCUAACUCAUUACCAAAAAUAUUUUCCUGUGUGUGUGUGUGUGGUGUGUGUGUGUGUGUGGUGUGUGUGUGUGUGUGUUGUGUGUGUGUGUGUGUGUGUGUGUGUGUAUGUGUGUGUGUGUGCUUUGCAAUUCUUAUUUCGUUUAUUUUCUAUCAUGUGUACAUAGAAUUCAAUAUUGUCUUUCUCAUGGUGUUUUCUAAUGGACUGAACCAUGGCUUACUUUAGAUAAUAUAUAGUAGGCUAUGACUGAACCCGAAAAAUGUGUUCUACUUAAGUGUAGGUAUUAAUUAUUUAUAAUGUAUAUUAUAAUUUAAUAAUAAUAAUAUAUUAUGUAUAUCUACUUGCCGUGGGAAUUUAGAUUCGUUAGUUUUUAUAUAUAAUAUUGUCCUAAAAUUGUACAGGCUGUACACCGUCAUGAACUUCAACUCACUGAAAAAUAUGACUUUUAUUAUUGCUCUCUAUUAAGAUUUAGAAUUAUUCUUAUUGCUUAUUUUUGUAAUAGGAGUAUUUUAUUCAAGUUUGAGAUGCUUGUUCCUCCAUAUAUUUCAAUUCCAUAUGAAAUGUGGGAGUGGAUCGUUGCAAAGUACACUGCUUUUAACGUUUCUAAGUUGGAAAUUUUUGCUAGUCGUCUCAGCGCAAAAAUUCCUGAGCUUAAUUUUUUACAUAUUUUUUGUAUGUGAACGGACCAACUAAGUGUGUUUUCAAGACAUAGACCAAAAAUUUAAUUUCUUUCUUAUUAUUUCCAGAUUUAAGUUGUUUUACCUCUGAAUUUCUGCAAGUGAAAUGGAGGAACCUUGUUUUACUAUCAUUAAGUAGCAGAUGUCUAUGAGUCCGGUACUUUUUUGUUAAUGAUAUAGAAUUGUUACAUUCAAUUUCUGUUGUGUUCCAGUCCUUAUCAGCAAUGCACAGACUUAUAUUGUCAGCGUACAAGCAUUAUUCACUAUUUUCAACUAAAUCGCACAUAUAAUUAGGCAACCCCCCUAAGUAGCACAGAAACAAAAAAUGAUCUAACAUGACCUAAGUUAGGGUCGAAACUAGUCUUUGAAAUAUUUUAAAGAUUUUAAUAAUAAAGGGUACUACAAGAUGUUUAUAUUGUUUUUAUUUAUUUGUACAAAAGUAACCCAUGUAAGUGAAGUGUUUUUUACUGUAAAUAUUCUGUAAUCUUUGGCCGAAGUUCAUAAAUAAAUAAAAAAAUUAUGAUCACUUGAGAAACCAGAACAGUAUUCAGUAUUUAUUGUACUGCAACAAUGAAAUAAGACAAAAAAGACGAAAUCAGACGGAUAGUGGAUUGGUUAGAAGUAGUCAGGAGGUGAUAAUAAUAGGCCCACUGUAGAAACUGGUAAGCUCCCCCGGGCAGAAGAACUUGCUAAUUUAUUAGGAUAUUGACAAGAGAUAAGCUUCGUUUAGCUCUUCAAAGUUGCAUUGCAAACAUUGGUUCACUCAAAACGAUAUUGUCAUUUUUGAAUGUAAAUAUUGCAUAGUUUAACUCUUGAAUGUUCCAUUCCAAAAAGUUGAUUCCCUUGAAUAAAGUUGUGUUAAUCACUAUUUACUUGCUGAAGACAAUUCUGUUUAAAUCAAUGUUAAUUCAGUAAUGUAAUAAUAGAGUAAUUUUAUUCAAUUGGCCUCAUAUUAUUCCUAAUUUAAUCUUUGUGUUGUGUAGGCUACCUAUUGUGUAAUCACAUAGUAGGCUAUCUUUGAAGAAAAUUCACAUAUCAAAUGUGGAAUAAUAAUUUGCCUUUAUUAUUGUAUUUUGUAUUAAACAACCUUACUGGUGUUGUGUGAUUACAUAUUAUCAUUGGAUAACAUGUAGGUAUCAAAUGUGGAGUAGCCUAUUUAUUUGCCUUAUUAUUGAGCCUUAAAUUAUUAUUGUACUUUCUAGUGUACAACGUUGUAAAUUGUCUUUGUGAAUAAUUUAACAAAACGAUUUCUAAAAGAAAAACGAGCUUCUCACACUUUUCAUAGCUUCGUGGUAAUGACUUUGUUUAUUAUUUUCGUGUUUUUUAUUGUCACAUAGAAAAUAAUUAUUUUUGUAUUUGUUGAGUUAACUAGAGAUACCAUGGUUGAAAUAUGAAAACUAGUUUCUAUUCCAAUGAACAGGUAGUUGUCAGGGCAGAAAAACUUCUUUUUUGAAAAGAAGGCUCCUCUUCUCAUAGCAUUCAAUCAUGGUUAAAGUUUGACAGGCUUCUGUGCCUAUGUAUACUGUGUCUGUGCAACCGACCCUAUACAGAGAAGGCCUGGAUGGCACACUACCUGCUGGCUGUUGUUUCUCCAUCUCUUUCUAUUUAAUACCACUUCCUAUCUUCUUCCUUGUCUCUCAGUUUGAUGGCUACUACUCUACUUCUUCCAAACAAUGGCAUUUGUAUAAUUCAUGAGAGAAGAGUUGAAAUGAAUUCAGAAUUAUCUAACUUUUUACUGGAUAAUUUUAUCAAAGAAUAAGACGGUCAGAAAAUUAAUCUGAGUUGAAUAAAACUAGAAUGGAAGAGAAUGGUUAGAAAAUAAGGGUAAUGCAAAUUAAUUUAUUUUAAAAAUAUCUAUCUCACAAAUAAUUUUCUAAAACAAAUAAUUUUCUAAGCCACAAUAACUUUCUAAACCCAAAAAUGUACAACCCAAAAGUAUUAUCAUUCCAAUUAAACAUUCUGGGUGCAAGGGGGCACCACCCUCCCCCAAAUUUCAAAAAAAUCAACCAAAAAUUAAUUAUAAACUAGAAAAACAUUCUCAGAGGUACCGAGAGCAAGAAUUAAAAGUUUUUAAUUAUUUACUUGAUAAUUGACAGCAUGUCGUGUUUAAAUACAUAAAAAAGUGUGUUAAUAUAAAGCAGCUCGGAAUGGAUCAAUAAACCAUCACCGACAAUAUUAUAUUUGUUUGAGAAUGUUUUUAUGUUUACUCUGAGUCAGUAAUGUUAUAUUUUAAUAUUAUAUUUGUUUGAGAAUGUUUUUAUGUUUACUCUGAGUCAGUAAUGUUAUAUUUCAAUAUUAUAUUUGUUUGAGAAUGUUUUUAUGUUUACUCUGAGUCAGUAAUGUUAUAUUUAAGG
Messenger RNA from Nilaparvata lugens (brown planthopper), 5782 nucleotides. RefSeq lists its product as uncharacterized. The transcript is spliced from 7 exons. The record is from RefSeq and is a predicted model, not a curated record. NCBI's taxonomy places the organism in Eukaryota, Metazoa, Arthropoda, Insecta, Hemiptera, Delphacidae. The coding region runs from base 886 to 2124 and encodes 412 amino acids.